Messenger RNA from Westerdykella ornata, 1991 nucleotides. RefSeq lists its product as uncharacterized. NCBI's taxonomy places the organism in Eukaryota, Fungi, Ascomycota, Dothideomycetes, Pleosporales, Sporormiaceae. The record is from RefSeq and is a predicted model, not a curated record. Gene Ontology annotation, cellular component: nucleus. Gene Ontology annotation, biological process: regulation of transcription by RNA polymerase II. The coding region runs from base 213 to 1847 and encodes 544 amino acids. Gene Ontology annotation, molecular function: DNA-binding transcription factor activity, RNA polymerase II-specific; RNA polymerase II cis-regulatory region sequence-specific DNA binding. The transcript has 3 exons.
GGUUCAUCCGGUGCAUCGCAUAACAUAGUAGUUGACCGUCUCGCCUUUCGAGCCGUCGUCGCGUCCUCUCCUUCGAGUCCCAACCCACCCAUAGUCCACCUUGUACCAAAUACGUAUAACAAUUUUAAUAAUUCCUCGACGCUUUCUUCUUCAACGUCACGUCGGCACCGUCAUUGCCAUCUAGGAACGAUUCUUGGCUAGGACGAUCCAACAUGAACACCACGGCAGGAUUGUUCAACAAUAAUAACAACAACAACAACAACAUGGGGUCGACCUUCGUCUAUUACUCUCCCCACCCACAAGGCACCGCGGAAAACAGCCGCCAUCACGGAGUCUUCACGCCUCAACCGCACCCACCCAGCCAGCUGUUGCAGCCAGGUCACGCCGUGAUGCGAUCGCCCUCUCCGUAUCAGUCCCAUGCAGGAGGUCCGCUGCAUGCUCCUCAGCCCAUGUCCCAGCACCGGCUUCCGAUCCUGGGAGAUGUUCGGCCGCAUCCGCCGCAACUCACGGUCAACGCUCCUCUGACCCCCUAUGAUCCAUCAACAGGAGGAUUCGGCUCGCCUCAGCUGACUCCGACGACACCAGCCUUGACUCACAGCUGCAUGAGCAGUCCCGCAUCGGUCCACAAUCUUCCCCCGACCCCAGUGCAUGAGCAGUGCCCCGAGUUGGUUCAGAUGGACAUUGUCGAUGCGGGAAUCAAGACGGGCCGCAAGGAAGCCUGCGAUGACGUAUUAGUUGCUAAUGCUGAGAUCGAACCCGGGUUCAAUCCAGUCUAUCUGAGCAACACACCGAAGGCCGACGUCUCCAAAGUCGAACUUGAGUUGCCCCGCUCGCUCCUGACCCCUUCGCCUACUCCUUCGCCCCAGAGCCCCUUGGAGUGCCCUGAGACGGUCGACCCCCGUGCGCUGAGCCUCGACUUUGGCAACUCAUCGUCCGGCACCGUGUCCCCUGCCGACAUCUUUGGCACCCCGCCAACCUGUAGCUCACCCUUCUCGUCUCCAGCAUUCUUUUCCGAAUCCACUCUUGGCGACUUCUCCGUCGAUACCUCGGCCGUGUCUAUCGCUCCUGAGGUGACGUUGUGGGAGGACCUCUCCGUCGCUGACAGUGCCUUGUUGCCUCCCAGCAAACGCCAGAGGACCUCUCUUGCUAUCGAGGAUCACUACUUCACCGACGAGGCCGAGGAUCUUCGUACCGGGCUGCUGACGCCUGAUUCUCUCAGUUUCUCCCUCUCCCACGACAUGUACGGUUUUCCUCUUCAGGACGGCAUGUGUCCCCUUCCUGCAGACUCCGCCGAAGGCAAGCCUGAGCCUGCAGCCACAGAGCGUCAGUCCACCGUCAGCCAGUCCCACGCUGAAUCAUCACGCCAACAACCAUCGGCCACCGCCGCAAAUGGAGAGGAGAGUGGCGUGGCAUCCGCCUCCGAAGACGAUGCACCCCCUAAGCGCCGUGGACGCAAGCAGUCUACCUCGGACGAUCCCAGCAAGCCUUACUCGUGCAACGUCUGCGGGGUACGCUUCAGGAGGCAGGAGCAUCUGAAGCGCCACAUUCGCUCGGUCCACACCAAGGAUAGGCCCUUCCAGUGCAAGGACUGCGGCAAGCUCUUCUCUCGUUCCGACAAUCUCACCCAGCAUCAGCGCACCCACGGAGCUGGAGCCGUCGUUCUCGGUGUUAGGGAUCCGUCGAUGCAGGAGACGCUUAGUGCCCCUGGCUUCAACACCAACCAGGACCCAGGACAGCUCGGCGCCAUCCUCUACCAAGCCGCGGAUGCAAUUUCCACAAGCUCGAGCUCCACCUCGGAGAGCAGUCCGGAUGACAAGAAGAGCCGCAAGCGCAAGCGGGACUCGUAGGCUGCUUGCCUAUUUCUGCUAAAUAACCUUAUGAGCCAUGAUCAUCACGUCGUUUACGCUGGAGUCACCACAGUAGACUGGAUAGGAUACAUCGGCGGUCGGAAUAGCCCGUCUCACUUUCUCGGCUUCACUGUAUCUUUUUAG